This is a messenger RNA of Panthera uncia (snow leopard), 1580 nucleotides long. RefSeq names its product cerebellin 3 precursor (gene CBLN3). Bases 951 to 1568 code for a protein of 205 amino acids. The transcript has 3 exons. Lineage: Eukaryota; Metazoa; Chordata; Mammalia; Carnivora; Felidae. Gene Ontology annotation, molecular function: protein binding. The record is from RefSeq and is a predicted model, not a curated record.
UUUUUUGAGUCACUUCCUGGCCCGGGGCGGAGUCAGCCAGGCCCCACCCGGCGCAGGGCGGGCUCCGCGCCCUAGCGCGCGCCUGCCGCCGGGACCCUCCCUGACCCGCCCCCGGCCCGCCUCCCGGCCCCGCCCACUCGCCCGGGGUUCGCUUGGGCUCAGCUUCCAAGCCUGCCUGAUGGGUUCACCUCUCCCGGUAAAUCUGGGUUCUCGCUCGUUCUGCGCAGUUGUUUCUCGGGAGAGAGGAACCAUUCAUUGAGAGCUGGAGGUGAAGAGGAUCCCUUCGGAUGAAGAUGUGGAAGAUCAAGGAGAGAAAGAGACUGGCCCACGGUCACAAGAUACUGACACGGUUGGCCCAAGCACUUUCCACCACGAUCGUAGGGGAAAGACAAGGUCACCCGCUUUCUUCUAAUGGCGGAAAGGGGCCACUGAGAGGGCUGUUGACUAGUGAGGGAUUUUAAGAGGAGAGGAAUGAGGAAAAGGAGGGGCUGUACGAGCUGUCUGGCGCAUAGAUGCACGCUCACCGGCAUACACCUACAGGCUCUCACACAUUCUCACAGGCACAUGUACACUUUUACACACCAAGUUCUCUAUGGUCCCAGAUCCAGCCUUCAGUGCUCUCCAGAGGGGCUGCCCUGGGUUCUGGCUGUAGCCCUUCUGUCUCUCUGCUUCAUCCCUCCUCUCCCUCCUAGCGCCCAACUGCUGUCACUUCGUGCCCUGCCAAGGAGGAGGGAACUGCAGUGACAGCAGGAGAGAGAGGCAGGACAGAGUCGUGGGGGUACAGAGAGGUAUGGAGAGGGAGAUGCUGAGACCAGGUUAAGAGUGAGACCCAGAGAGGGGGCUGAGGAGCAGGGUGAGGGGUGGUGAGAGCCCCGGGGGAAGCAGGAACUGAAAGGAGCGGCAAGAGGGGACAAGACAGGAAGACUUGUGGGUCACAGAACAACUCAGCCAUGCCAGGAGCAAAGCGACACUGGCGACCAAGACUCCCACCCAGCCCCAGGCUGCCCUUGGCCCUGAUACUUCUGACCCUAGGGAAUGGGUGGGCCCAAGAAGGGGCAGAGCCUGUCCUCCUGGAGGGGGAAUGCCUGGUGGUCUGUGAGCCUGGCCGAGCUGCUGCAGGGGGGCCUGGGGGAGCAGCCCUGGGAGAGGCCCCCCCAGGAAGAGUGGCAUUUGCUGCAGUCCGAAGCCACCACCACGAGCCAGCAGGGGAGAUCAGCAAUGGCACCAGUGGGGCCAUCUACUUUGACCAGGUCCUGGUGAAUGAGGGUGGUGGCUUUGACCGGGCCUCGGGCUCUUUUGUGGCCCCUGUUCGUGGUGUCUAUAGCUUCCGGUUCCAUGUGGUGAAGGUGUACAACCGCCAGACUGUCCAGGUGAGCCUGAUGCUGAACACGUGGCCCGUCAUCUCAGCCUUUGCCAACGACCCUGAUGUGACCCGAGAGGCAGCCACCAGCUCUGUGUUACUGCCCCUGGACCCUGGGGACCGAGUGUCCCUGCGCCUGCGUCGGGGGAACCUACUAGGGGGCUGGAAAUACUCAAGCUUCUCUGGCUUCCUCAUUUUCCCACUCUAAGGGUUCAGGCCU